Dicentrarchus labrax (European seabass) is the source of this 2804-nucleotide messenger RNA. RefSeq lists its product as uncharacterized. NCBI's taxonomy places the organism in Eukaryota, Metazoa, Chordata, Actinopteri, Moronidae. The record is from RefSeq and is a predicted model, not a curated record. The transcript has 4 exons. The coding region runs from base 1 to 1782 and encodes 593 amino acids.
AUGGAGGAAUAUAAAUCAGCUAAUCUGUCCAAAGACAAGAGCAACAUGUGGACGCAGCAGUUUGGCCACACAGCGACUGUGAGAGUCGGUACGGAGAACAAUACGCUCAGCGUCCGCAGCCCGACCGACCGGUCUGCGGCUCCACGCCGGCGGCUGAUGACAGGCCGCAACAGCGCAGAUUAUUGGAAUUCUGGGAGAUUACCAGACAGUGGGGGGGUCGUUUUAAGCUCCGCCGGUGCUGCAAAUUACAGGCUGUCACAGGCCGACGGCUCUACCAGAGGCCCCCAGGGGCCCGACUGGGGGCCAGCAGUUACACAUAACCCCCUGAGGGCCGGACAGAGCCGCUGCAGCCGCCAGGACAAGUUUAAAUUCACUGAAAUACACAGAAACAGGAUGACACUGGAGCAGAUCAGUGGCAGCGAGCCAGAGACAAACACGGGACUCGAACACGGGACUCGAACACGGGACUCGAACACGGGACACAGGACUCGAACACGCAUUCCAGAUUUGUUCUCUGUUUUCAGUCACGUUUCUUCUGUGUGUUCAAACUCAAAACACGGGACUCUAACACGGGACUCGAACACGGGACUCAAACACGGGACCGUGUGUCUGCACUCAAACACGGGACUCGAACACGGACUCGAACACUGGACUCGAACACUGGACUCGAACACUGGACUCGAACACAGGACUCGAACACGGGACCGUGUGUCUGCACUCAAACACGGGACUCAAACACUGGACUCGAACACGGGACUCGAACACGGGACACAGGACUCGAACACAAAUUCCAGCAUUGUUCUCUGUUUUCAGUCACGUUUCUUCUGUGUGUUCAAACUCAAAACACGGGACUCGAACACAGGACCGUGUGUCUGCACUCAAACACGGGACUCGAACACUGGACUCGAACAUGGGACUCGAACACGGAACUCGAACACAGGACUCGAACACAGGACUCGAACACUGGACUCGAACACGGAACUCGAACACGGGACUCGAACACGGGACCAUGUGUCUGUACUCAAACACGGGACUCGAACACUGGACUCGAACACGGAACUCGAACACGGGACUCGAACACGGAACUCGAACACGGGACUCGAACACGGGACACAGGACUCGAACACGCAUUCCAGCAUUGUUCUCUGUUUUCAGUCACGUUUCUUCUGUGUGUUCAAACUCAAAACACGGGACUCGAACACGGAACUCGAACACGGGACUCAAACACGGGACUCAAACACGGGACCAUGUGUCUGCACUCAAACACGGGACUCAAACACUGGACUCGAACACGGGACUCGAACACGGGACUCGAACACGGGACUCGAACACAGGACACAGGACUCGAACACGCAUUCCAGCAUUGUUCUCUGUUUUCAGUCACGUUUCUUCUGUGUGUUCAAACUCAAAACACGGGACUCGAACACAGGACCGUGUGUCUGCACUCAAACACGGGACUCAAACACUGGACUCGAACACGGAACUCGAACACGGGACUCGAACACGGAACUCGAACACGGGACACAGGACUCGAACACGCAUUCCAGCAUUGUUCUCUGUUUUCAGUCACGUUUCUUCUGUGUGUUCAAACUCAAAACACGAGACUCGAACACGGGACUCGAACACGGAACUCGAACACGGGACUCGAACACGGAACUCGAACACGGGACUCGAACACGGGACUCAAACACGGGACACGGGACUCGAACACGCAUUCCAGCAUUGUUCUCUGUUUUCAGUCACAUGUUUCUUCUGUGUGUUUCUGCAGCUUUAACACUUUAAUGCUUAACAAAUCAACAAAUGUCCGUUUUAAUUAGUUUUAAUCUGUUAAUGUUUUUAUUUUCCUCUGAUAUAUUUUUGCUAAUAAUGCAGAUCAAUAGCAGCUAGCAGCGUCUGCUCUGUUAGCUUUGACUCUUCUAUAAUUCACCAGUAAUAUUAAUUUAUUAUUAAAGCUUCUCUGUUUAAUGUUCAUUAAACUGUAGCGGCCCGAGCCUCCAGGUUCAGCUGUACUACAGUUAGCAGCCUACAGACAACAGUAGGUCGAAUACGGAACCACUGAUUGAUGAUUGAUCGUUUUCUCUGUGAAAAAAACGGACUUGUGAUCUCCAUUUAUAAACUAAUGUUAGCUAGUGUUGCCCACUGUUGGCUCUCGGAGCAUAAAGGUCACAACCUUUGACCCUCAUCCUACAUAGAGACACAUAGAGACACAUAGAGACACAUUUCCAUGCGGGCGUGUUUGCAGUUAUUGUUUUAUUGUACAACGUGUGGUCUGACCACAUCUGAUGUGCGAAUGAGUACGUUUGUAGUAAGUUGUGUAAAAGGACGUUAAAGGUCAGCUGACACUUGACAGCUCUCAUAAAAGUCAUAUUUGUCUCUCUGUUGUUGUUUGUAUUUAUUUAUGUCUGCGCUGCUUUCUGGGAUGAAAAAGAACAAACUCCUCGCUGCCAGAUCCCAUCUGUGUCUCUGGCUCCAGACUCAACUGUUGUUCUUCUUCUGCACAGACAUAAAGAGUUUACAGUUGACUUCCUGGGGUCUGGCACAGGAAGCGUCUGAUGGUGGACUUUGAGCCUGUUUGUUCACUUUCAUACAUUUUCUGUACGUUAACUCUCUCUGAAGUCAUGUGAUCUGUUCAUAAAGAGCCUGUUAGCGUCCUCUGAGACUCAUCCCGAUCCCGGCUCAUGAUCCUUAAUGCCGCUUGUUGUUGGGUUGCCUAGCGACCGCCGUCCGGCUGUCUGACAGUCUGAGGAAUCAGCCGUAAUGUGGAUAAUCCUCAGCACACUGUGGGGGUAUUUAUGUGUGUAAUG